Molecule: messenger RNA, 759 nt
Organism: Symbiodinium natans
Lineage: Eukaryota; Dinophyceae; Suessiales; Symbiodiniaceae
Source: the annotation of a GenBank genome assembly
AUGCAGGAAUACGCGCUUGCAUGUGUAGGCACAUGCGCAUGUACAAGUACAUUUGUAUGUUCUUACGACGGCUCAUUCCGAGGUGGUGAGUCGCAGGACUGGUCGGUGCUUCAGGUGUGCAGAAUCGAUGCGGGCACUCAGACCACAUGUGAACGGAAGUUGUCGGAUGAGCGACGAUUGCGUGACGACAUCGCUGUGGGUUCACUGGAAGAUGAGGUGCUGUGGUCCAGGAGUCGAAAUUUGCCUGCUUGUAUAAGCGCUCUUGCGAUACAGGGCGAGGCGGCAGUUGGCGCAGUUGGCUCACAAACUCAUUGCCUGCGCAAGCUUGAAGUGCGGGUGGCGUCAUGUUGGCGGCAUUCCGAUGGGCAGCAGGCUUCAAGUCUCAAAGGAAGCGAGCACAGCAGCUUGCAGCUGUCGUCGACGCAGUCGCCGUCUUCUGCUCAGGAGAACCUGUGCAGUGAGGGAAGCGUUGGUGGCCGCCAUCGCUUGCAGCAUACGCCUUGCAACUCCUUGUCGUCUGUGUCUUCCCCGCUGGAAAACUCAAGCCUGCUGAAGGACCUUGAUGCAGCAAGUCCAGCAUGGGACCGGAUGCGGGACGACGUUGCAAAGUUGCCAGUCGAAGACCUACAGAGGAGAGCAGAAGCUUUGACACAGAAGCUACAGCACAGAGAGCAUCAGUGCAUGGUGUUGCGGGAAGCUUUAGAAGCUUGCAAUCAUCACUUCAGACAUGCGCUCGAACCAAAGCGAGGUGGCAGUUGA